Messenger RNA from Labrus mixtus (cuckoo wrasse), 2955 nucleotides. RefSeq names its product LBH regulator of WNT signaling pathway, like (gene lbhl). The coding region runs from base 692 to 1153 and encodes 153 amino acids. Gene Ontology annotation, cellular component: nucleus. Gene Ontology annotation, biological process: positive regulation of DNA-templated transcription. The record is from RefSeq and is a predicted model, not a curated record. The transcript is spliced from 4 exons. NCBI's taxonomy places the organism in Eukaryota, Metazoa, Chordata, Actinopteri, Labriformes, Labridae.
GAGAAAGAGAGGCUCGAUGGACACACAAACAGGAAGUUGAAGAUUAAAAAGUGAUCUUUUAUUAAACCAUCUAAAACUUCCAAAUGAUCUUUUUGUGAGCAGUUGAGCUUCUAUCAGCAGAGGGGCCAUGUGCCAUCUGUGUGCUCUUUAUAUGUCGCUUUUUGGAUGCAGCAGCAGCCCAGUGUGCCAACUCAUCAGAGGGGACUGGCGAGCCCGACUGACGUCACCCAUCCAGCCUCUGUAAUCGAAAGAGACGCUAAUCCUGCUCCCUCUCCAAAGCCCGGCAGCGGGGUGGGGUGGGACCGGGAGGGAUAUUGACAGAGACAUGAGGAAGGAAGUUGGGUGCAGGAGACUAGGGAGCGCGUUUGAGUUGUGGGCUAGCAGACAGACUCAUUACUGACCUGGACAAAGAGACAGGUGGUGUCCUAACUUACACAGGGAACCAGGGUACAUAUCCACCUUCAGAUACUCAACUCCUGGGAUACCUGAGAUUUUGGAAACCCCCACACCCCAUCCAGGCCUCGCCCUGGAGGCCAAAAGCCUGACUGAGGGCUCUGCAGAGGGGGACUGCACACCUCCUCCUGCACCCCCUCUUGUGUCACCUAUACUCACUGUGGAGGAGCCUGGUUUCACCACUGUGGAGCUGUGCCAAGAUGGAGAAGACAUCUGCCUGACUGCAAGUGAGGGAGAGAUGGAGGAAUUCAGUGGCCAAAAUGCAAACUGUGAAGACAUGCAAAGGAAGGACCAAAGAAUACCAUUCCAGCUCUCCCCAAUGUCCCUUCAGAUCUUCCCUGACCCAGUCGAGGUUGUUCUGGGCCCAGAGACCUUGAACAGCCUUGACCACAACAGUGAGAAGGAACGUCUGCCCUCCAUUGUUGUUGAACCCACAGAGGUGAGCGAGGUGGAGAGCGGAGAGCUGCGCUGGCCUCCAGAGAACAUGGACAUGGAGGAAGAUGAGGAGGACCUGUUCUUGGAGCAGUGCAUCCCCCCGGCAAACAUUGCAGACUGGGGGGAAGAGGACGAGGAAGAGGAAGAGGAAACAUCAGUUAUUCUUAACCCGCAGCCGGGGUUGACACUCAUUGACCUUCAGUCAGAUGCAUUCAGAGAUGAAACGCCCACGCUUCCACCGAGCAGCGCUCCAGCCCUCAACUGACUCAACUUCCCCUCUGAGAACUCUUUAUCUCUUAGAAACCUGUGAGGAAACAUCCUGAGAUUAAGUAAGGCACAAACAAAGAAGAAACACUUUGCGAAAGACCGAUGAUCCAAAAUGUGACAAUCCAAAUGAAAAGGUAUAACAACACUUAUUCAUGUAUGGUUUAGAGGUCAAACACCAACUGUGACAUUCAUGUAGUGUUGUAGUACUUGAAAUCGGUCUUGGUCUCAAGAUCGGUCUCAGGACCAAUUUUUGAGGGUCUCUGUCUCAUCGUGGUAUCAGACUGGGCAGACUCCGGAUUAUAAAUCAAGACUGGUCAAGACCACCACUGAAAGACUCUUUUUUUCAGAGUCAUUACUGUAAUUAGAUGGAAAAUGGCCCUUUCAAAAAAAAUCUAAAAACGUAUAAUUCAAUUUUUAUCCCCCGGUUACAGCCUCGGUGUUACGGACUGAAAGAGUGACAUUUGCUGCACACAGUUUAAUGAUUUUUCAGUAAUAGUCAUGGUCUUGGUCUUGACUCGGUCUCGAUCCCUAAAUGUCUUGGUGUCUGAGCUCUCAGGUCUCGGAUAUGUCUUGGGCUCGGUUAGUGUGGUCUUCACUACAACACUACAUUCAUGCACACAUCGAUAUUAACACAUACUGUACAAGGAGAGACAUCUAGAGUUUCGUCUGCACACAUGGGAAUCUGAACCAGGAUGCAAACACACAGAAACCUUCUCUGACACACUCGUCAACUUGCUGACUUCGGUGAGAGAAUUAAGCAACAUGUGUCUUUUUUAGAACUUUUCUGCUGAGAUUGAUAAUUACUGUUUCACUUCCCUUUUCAUUUCCUAAUUUUAAGGGCUCAAUGAUGUCACAGAACAAAAAAGAAAACAUUAUCCAACAACAACAAAUGAUCUUUGUGCUUUGUACAUACUCUACAGUCUUUUAUUAUCUGUAUAGGAAACACAGAUGAAUUGUAAUGUAUUCAUAGAUGAUCAUUUGGAUCAGACUGUUUGCUUUUGAAGACAUCUACCUGAUUGUCCCUUCUGUAUGAACGUUUUUCUAUUGAAGCACUGUUAAAUGUGUUAGCUUUUCAUUUGGUCUGGCCUGAAUCUGUACAGCACUGUAAGAGGUGAUCUUCAUAGAACUGACCACAUUAUGUGAUUACGUCCACAUUCCUCAAUGUGGCAAUCACACAAUGAAUCAGUCAUCCCAUCAUGCUGUAUGUGAGUGACUAAUGUUGACUAUACUGCUGUGAUUUAUAAAUCAGCGUUUUUUGACAAGGUUACAAAAAUGUAAAGAUCUGAUAGUUUCUUUCUUUUGUUAUCUUUGUUGGACGGGAGUUGUACAUUAAGUUUGGUGAUAUGCGUGUUAAAAACCAAAAAAGGGAAGGCAGCUCUAGUUGCUUUUUCAAUAGAACACAGUUAGACCAGUGGUGUAGUGCAGGUAUACCCACUUCUAAAUCACAUCUGAUUCACACUAUUAAUUUAUUGACAAUAUUUUGUAUUAUGCUGCAAUUUUUUUCAAGGAUGGUGAAGGGAUGACCCUCCCUACUCUGUCUCUAAUUGGCUAGUACACACUGACUUAAAGCCACUGAUUUUAACAGAGGCCAUUUAUCCUUUGGUGGAUGGGCCACUUAAAAGAAACAUUUUGGGGAACAAUCACUUUUUCAGGCACCACUACACCACUGAUUUAGACACAAUGAGAAUUGUAGUUGUGUAGAAAUACUUUAUAGGCUGAUUUGUGAAUAGGUUGUAUAUAAGAGUUGUUGUGUUACAUUGAUUGUUAUUUGACAAUAAAGUGUUUUAUCCCACUAAUACA